Synchytrium microbalum is the source of this 495-nucleotide messenger RNA. RefSeq lists its product as uncharacterized. Lineage: Eukaryota; Fungi; Chytridiomycota; Chytridiomycetes; Synchytriales; Synchytriaceae. Gene Ontology annotation, molecular function: diaminohydroxyphosphoribosylaminopyrimidine deaminase activity. The transcript is spliced from 3 exons. The coding region runs from base 1 to 495 and encodes 164 amino acids. The record is from RefSeq and is a predicted model, not a curated record.
AUGGCAGACAAUGGACUAGACAAACACUACAUGAACCUCGCAAUCAUCCAAGCCCACAAAUGCAUCCCCUCGGUCGGUGCUUUCAACGUCGGCGCAAUCCUAGUCUCAGACGACAACACCACUAUCAUACAUGCCCACUCUCGUGAACUGCCUGGAAACACUCAUGCCGAGGAAUGCUGCUUCUUGAAACUACUCGCCAACACAACCAGUGACACCCUAGCUGCCGAAUCUCUUCCUUCCCCAUCAACCACCGGUGCAACUAUAUACAGCACAAUGGAACCAUGUGGCGAACGUCUAUCCGGAAAGAUGCCAUGUGCUGAUCUGAUUAUAAAGGCGAGGAUACGGAGGGUCGUUAUUGGCGCUAGUGAACCUCCUAAUUUCAUAUCCCAGACGGUCGGGGAGGCGAAAUUGAAGGAGGCUGGGAUUGUUUAUGAUGUUAUGCCAGAGUUUAGAGAAGCAUGUCUGGCUCCAAACAAGCACCUCACAACUCAAUAA